ACUUCCUUGCAAGACAAUCUCCAAUUUGGAGAGUUGUUUAUAACAUUAUCUCCCCUGAUCUUGAAGCGUUUGAAGUGAUGCAACGUGCUGUCAAUUGUGUCCACGUUUUGACUGAAUUUCCUUCGAGGAAUAAAUAAAAACAUAAUUUUGUGCAGAGGUUUCGGAAAAAAACAGGAAUGAAGCUAUACACUGAUGCAGGGAAUUUCCAGGCACUAAAGAUUUUUAUCAGUGCUGAAAUAGCCAAAGAAAAAUUGGAGUUUCAGGAAGUGAAACAUGAAGCUCGGGUUGUCCCGUACAUGAGCAGUCACAAGCUGCCUGUCUUGGAGGUCUACCCAGAAAAGUUUAUAUUUUCCUCCAAUGCUGCUGCCCGCCUGAUUCUCGCAAGGUCCGUGACAGAGGAGAACCCGUCAGCUGUGGACCAAUGGCUGGACUGGGAAUCUGCAUGUCUGCUGCCUGCAGUGUUCCCGUACCUUCAAAGUGUGAUAGUUCAGGGGAAGAUGGAUGAGUCCCUAGUACAGGGAAUACAGAAGUUCCUUGCCUUCUUGGACGGGGAGCUGAAAGGCAAAGAAAUGCUAACUGGGAGUCAGUUGACAGUGGCUGAUGUUGCUGUUUGGUCAACACUGUUUCCUGUUUUCACAGGAAAAUCAGCCCUACCUGGCUACCAGAGUCACUUCCCCAUUCUGCUUACAUGGUUCACAAAAUUGGCAAAUCAAGGCGAAUUUCAGAGGGUUUCUCAAGCCAUGUGUAAAGGAGGCGAUACAAGCUCCCUUAAGGGGUCUCUGACCAUCCAGCCUACACCUUUAAGGGUCGCUGAAACUGCCAAUCAGAAAGAAGCUGUCCAGAAGCAGACAAGCAAAGCAAAGGAAGACACCACGCAGGCUGCCCCAGAGAAAAUAGUAGCCAGUCCAGAAGAGAUACAGGCUGCAACACUGGCCUGGUUGAAAGGCAAGAAACUGUGCCCAGAACCUCUGAAACGUGUACAUCCUGUUCUUCCAGAGAAAGGUCGCCGUAACAUUCUGAUCACCAGCGCUCUGCCAUAUGUCAACAACGUGCCACAUCUUGGAAACAUCAUCGGUUGUGUGCUGAGUGCAGAUGUUUUCUCACGAUAUUGUCGUCUGCGCAACUACAACGUGCUGUACAUCUGCGGUACAGACGAGUAUGGGACCGCUACGGAGACCAAGGCCAUAGCGGAGGGUCUCACCCCGCAGCAGAUAUGUGACAAGUACUCGGCCCUCCACCGCGACAUCUACAAAUGGUUCAAUAUUGACUUUGACUACUUCGGCAGAACUACUACAGAGCAGCAGAAAGUGAUAGCGCAGGACAUAUUCUGGCACCUCCACAAGAAUGGCUACGUUCUGACCAACAGUGUGGAGCAACUGCACUGUGAGAACUGUGAUAGGUUCCUUGCAGACAGGUUCGCGGAGGGCACAUGUCCCAUGUGUAAGUACGAUGACGCCCGUGGAGACCAGUGUGACGCCUGCGGAAAGCUUAUCAACGCUGUGGAACUCAUCAACCCAAAAUGUAAACUGUGUGGCAACAGGCCAAAGGUCCGGUCCAGUGAGCAUCUUUUCCUGGAUCUUCCCAAGGCAGAGCCGAAGCUCCAAGUCCACCUGGACAGUGUGUUCCAGACUGGAUUGUGGACGAACAAUGCGAAGGUGAUCACCAAGUCCUGGAUACGAGACGGGCUCAAACCUCGGUGCAUCAGUCGUGACCUCAAGUGGGGAAUACCGGUGCCCCUAGAGGGCUUCACAGACAAGGUGUUUUACGUUUGGUUUGACGCCCCCAUCGGCUACAUCUCAAUCACUGCCAACUACACCGAGCACUGGGCACACUGGUGGAAGAACCCAGAACACGUCCAACUGUACAACUUUCUUGGGAAAGACAACGUCCCGUUCCACAGCGUGAUUUUCCCUGCGUCACUGCUGGGAGCUGACGAUCACUACACUGUGGUGGGGCACAUGUCUGCUACAGAGUACUUGAACUAUGAGGACGGCAAGUUCUCCAAGAGUCGAGGCACGGGUGUGUUUGGUGAUCAGGCACGUGACACUGGCAUCCCAGCAGACAUCUACAGGUUCUACCUGCUCUAUGUGAGGCCAGAAACUCAGGACAGCAGUUUCAGCUGGGAUGAUCUAUUUUUAAAGAACAACAGCGAGCUUUUAAAUAACCUUGGCAACUUCAUAAACAGAGCUCUGAUGUUUGUGAGCAAUAGUUUUGGUGGCAGUAUACAACAGAUGGACCUCUCAGCUGACGAUUUCAAUCUGAUUGCUCUGGUGACGAGAGAGCUGCGUUCAUACAUUGACAAUAUGGAAAACGCAAGAAUUCGGGACUCCAUCCGGAACGUUCUCAGCAUAUCUCGACUUGGGAACCAGUUCAUGCAGGAAAACAAGCCAUGGGUGCUCGUGAAAGGAUCAGACAUUGAGAAGUCUCGUGCGGGUACAGUAGUGAGUCUGGCUGCAAACCUUGCCUGCUUGCUGUCCGUGUUGUUGCAUCCGUACAUGCCAGAGGUCAGCGCAACCAUCCAGUGCCAGUUGAAUGCCCCUCAGUCUUGCAAUGUGGUCUAUGAGGACUUUGUGUGUCACCUGGACCCCGGGCACAAGAUUGGGCAGCCAUCACCGCUGUUCCAGAAAAUAGAAUCAAGCACAAUCGCAGAGUUAAAAAAACGCUUUGCGGGCCAGGGACCUGCUGCUCCCAGCAAACCCAAGCCUAAGAAAGGAGGGGAACCUUCACAAAACUCCCAGACAGCAACCAGUCCUGCGGAGGUAGAGCGAUUACAAGGGGAGGUAACAAGUCAGGCGAACAAGGUUCGAGACUUGAAAGCAAAGAAGGCAGAGAAGGGUGUAAUAGACGCCGAAGUGAAGAUCCUCCUGGAUCUAAAGAAACAGCUUGCUGACGCACAAGUACCCUCUGCCGUCACAGAAACCGGGGGAGGUAAAAAGAAGGGUGAGAAGGGAGAUCAGCCAGGGGUGAAACAGGAGGUGAAAGUAACAGCCAACAACGUGACUUCCAGUCCUGCAGAAGUUGAGAGACUAAAUAAGCUUGUUACUGAGCAGGGUAACAAAGUUAGAGAAUUGAAGACCGCAAAGGCAGAGAAAGCGCUGGUUGACACAGAAGUGUCCAAACUUCUUGACCUCAAACGUCAGCUUGCACUUGCCCAAGGAGAGAACCCUGAUGCCUCACCAGCAGGAGAGAAACAGAAGGGCAAGAAAAAGUAAUAACAACUUCAGAGGAGGCAAUUGGAAAAGCCUUAAACAAUGGCUAUUUGAAUGAACUAUUUGAAAUAUUUGCCUAUAUAAUGGUGUUAUAUACUAUACAACACUUGUUUUUAUGCCCCCGGUAGGGUGGCAUAUAGCAGUUGAACUGUCCGUCAGCAUGUCAGUCAGUCUGUUCGUCCGUCCGAAAAAAACUUUAACAUUGGCCUUAACUUUUUCACUAUUGAAGUUAGCAACUUGAUAUUUGGCAUGCAUGUGAAUCUCAUGGAGCUGAACAUUUUGAGUGGUGAAAGGUGAAGGUGAAGGUCAUCCUUUAAGGUCAAAUGUGAAAUAUAUGGCGUCUGUCCGUCUCAAAAUUUUAACAUUGGCCAUAACUUUUUCAAUAUUGAAGAUAGCAAAUUGAUAUUUGGCAUGCAUGUGUAUCUCAUGAAGCUGCACAUUUUGAGUGGUGGAAGUUCAAGGUCAAGGUCAUCCUUCAAGUUUAAAGGUUAAAAAGAAAAUAAAAAAAUAUUUUUUUCAAAGCAGCGUUCUCAUGAAGCUGCACAUUUUGAGUGGUGGAAGUUCAAGGUCGAGGUCAUCCUUCAAGGUCAAGGUCAUCCUUCAAGGUCAAAGGUAAAAAAAAUAAUUUCAAAGUGGCGUUAUCAUAAAGCUGCACAUUUUGAGUGGUGGAGGUUUAAGGUCAAGGUCAUCCUUCAAGGUCAAGGUCAUCCUUGAAGGUCGAAGGUAAAAAAAUAUAAAAAAUUAUGCGGGGCAAUAGGGAGCAUUGUGUUUCUGACGAACACAUCUCUUGUUAUUGUCAGAGUACUGCAUGUAAUACAUGUAUCAAAGUUUUAUUUGACACAGAGAGUUACUAUACAUAUGACUACCCUCUUGAAAUUCUUUAAACUGCUUUAAACGAAACUGUAUGAAACAACUCUCAAAUUAACUAUAUUACUUGAAUAUGUUUUUAUUUUGCUAGUAUUUAUCAAUCAGAUCUUAACCCGGUUUCUGUGUUUUGCAAUAAUAGUGCAAAUAUUUGUUUAUAAGAGCUUUUGAAAGUUGAAUUUGUGCACUUGUAUUUAUUUAAUAAAUAAACGAAAAUCAUUA
Molecule: messenger RNA, 4295 nt
Organism: Dreissena polymorpha
Lineage: Eukaryota; Metazoa; Mollusca; Bivalvia; Myida; Dreissenidae
Product: methionine--tRNA ligase, cytoplasmic-like
Exons: 22
Coding region: 177-3212 (1011 amino acids)
Biological process (GO): methionyl-tRNA aminoacylation
Cellular component (GO): aminoacyl-tRNA synthetase multienzyme complex; cytosol
Molecular function (GO): methionine-tRNA ligase activity; ATP binding
Source: RefSeq, a predicted model, not a curated record